This is a messenger RNA of Oncorhynchus masou masou (cherry salmon), 14128 nucleotides long. RefSeq names its product histone-lysine N-methyltransferase NSD3-like. Gene Ontology annotation, molecular function: histone methyltransferase activity; protein binding. The record is from RefSeq and is a predicted model, not a curated record. Gene Ontology annotation, cellular component: nucleus. Lineage: Eukaryota; Metazoa; Chordata; Actinopteri; Salmoniformes; Salmonidae.
CGUGUGAUUUGGCGCUGAGCGAGAUAGACAAGGCCCAAAGCAGGGUGAUUUUGUUACAGCUAGAGGAAGAGGGAGUAAGCGAAAUUAAAAUACAGAAGGGGCGAGAUUUAUACAUAAUUCCCACCAAGGUUCCGCAAAAUACUAGGCCCCCUUAGGUUCUACAGCCAAUAGACGAGACUUGGGGACCGAGCAGUGGCUGUAAAUUGGCCCUAUUAAAGAAUUGCGUUAGAAACGGGGAGGCCUGCACUCUGUCCGAAUAUUUUUUUUAUUUGAUCUCUUUUUGUAAAUUGCUGAAAGAAGCGCAGAUAUCUGGUGUAUGUGUUUAGAAUGGGACACGCUGAAGGUCCAGCCAGAGAAAAGGACAGUUAAGGAUGCAGGAGCACAACAAUGGAUUUCUCCUUCUCUUUCAUGCAAGGGAUCAUGGGAAAUACAAUUCAGCAACCCCCUCAGCUCAUUGACUCAGCCAACAUCCGACAGGAGGGCGCCUACGACACCGGCAGCGAUGCGGGCGAGGACGGAGCCCCCUCCUACGACGCUGCCCUGGAGGCAGAGUUUUCCUACCCACCCACUGCCUCCGAAGACAUGCCACCGGUCUCCAAUGGUUACCCCCCUGGGCUGGGCCUGUACGAGCCCCAGGCCAAGUUCUCCAUGUACCCCCAGUUCCCCAACGGCUCGGCCAAUGGCUACGGGGCCAUCCGGGGCUAUGGCGAACACUGCCUCAUGCCUGGGGAGGGAACGGUCCUGAGGGCCCCUGUCCUCCAGGAGAGAUCCCCCUCCCCUACAUCUCCUCCACCUUCACACCACCCCCAUCUCCAUCACCCUCACCACCACCUUUCUCAUCACUACCACCCUCAACUUCACCCACACAGCCCUCCACCCCUGCCCUCCCAACACCACCUCAACCCGCCACCUCACUGCAUGUCCCAUGUGCUCCCUCCUCCCCCGUUACUCCUGCCCUCCACCAGCCCUCCCCUGUCCCUGCUGGACAGCACCCCCCCCUCUCACCCUUCUCACACCCCUGCUCCCUCCAUCGGGGUCCUGAAGAAAACCAGCUCUCCAGAGAUCAAGCUAAAGAUCAUAAAGACGUACCAGAACGGGAGGGAGCUGUUUGAGUCUGCGUUGUGUGGAGAUCUGCUGCAGGAGUCCCAGGCCAGCGAGGCCUCCCAGAGCCACCGCAGACAUGAGAGGAAGAAGGAGAAGAGGAAAAAGACCGUCAGGGAGCAAGAAGAAGGGCAGGACCAGGAUCAGCUACAAGAGGACACUGUAGGGCAGGCCAGGGACAUCCAGACCCAGCUACAGCUGCAGACUCACACCCCGGCCCAGACCCAACCACAGGAGCUGCCUGUGGGGCAGACAGAGAAGCCACAGAGGACCCCCAUCAAAGCAGAGCCCGAGACACCUAAGGUCCAGAAGCAGUACCCUACAGUGAUAACCGGUACAGGCUGCUGUAAGGACCACGAGGUGGGGGACCUGGUGUGGGCCAAGGUGGGCACCUACCCCUGGUGGCCCUGCAUGGUCUCCUGUGACCCCCAGAUGAACGUCCACACACGCAUCAACACCCGGGGUCACAGGGAGUACCAUGUGCAGUUCUUUGGCAGCGUGGCGGAGCGGGCCUGGGUCCAUGAGAAGAGGGUGGUCAUGUAUCAGGGAGAGCACCAGUUUGAUGAGCUGCAGGCUGAGACACUACGCAAGACUACCAACACCGCAGAGAGACACAAGCUGAUGAAGCCCUUCCCCCAGAGAGAGCGUGCUCAGUGGGAGGUGGGCGUCGGCCAUGCGGAGGAUGCCUUCCUGAUGACUCAGCAGGAACGUAUCGACAACUACACCUUCAUCUACGUCGACCCCGAUCCCAAUGCCCCCCCCCCCAUCAAGAAGACCCCCACCAGGGCGGCCGGUCGCACCCAACGUUCUUCUAUCGCAACAAGUAAGAAAGAAGAAGUAGCAGUGACAUCACCGGACCGGGCGGAGCCGUCCAGAAGACAGCCUCGUAGGCAGUGUAGUAUUCCUAAUGCAGAUGACCCAGCCGACCCCCAGACCUCAGAGAAAGACCAGAGCCGGGACCCUGGCCCCCAGCCCCCAGCUAGGGAGGCCCUGUCUAAGGCAGGGGGAACCCAGGAGUCCCCUGCCCCUGUACGGGCCUGGAAGACAGCCGCUGCCAGGAAGUUGCUGCCUCUUUCCAUUACCAUGAAGAAACUAAAUGUGGAGAUCACCAAGUGUGACCAAGUGUGGCCUCUUCUGCAGAGGAAAGCCCUGCCCUCACCACGGCAAGAGAGGGAGAGAGAGGCGGAGAGGGAGGAGGGAGAAGGCCGACAGGCUGACCUGGGAUACUGCUCACCAGAGCAGGGCUGUGGAGUUAAACCAGAACCCAGUCCAGACGAGGAGGAGAAGAGGGAUGAGGGAGAGGAGAAAGAGGACAGGGAGGAGAGAAGUGACCAGGAAGCAGCACAGCACACCUCCUGUCCUGGAUCUCAGCACAGCACCCCGCCAGGUUCUCAAGAGCGUAAGCAGCAGCGCAGGUCAGUGAGGAGCAGAUCAGAGUCAGAGAAAGGCUGUGAACCCGUCCCCAAAAAGAAGACCAAAAAGGAACAGGGUGAGAUGGCUCCUGAGACCACUCUGAGAACAGGCUCACAGAAAGGAGCCAGUGAGAUCUCAGAUGCCUGUAAGCCUCUGAAGAAACGCAGCAGAGCCUCCACAGACGUAGAGAUGGCCUCCUCUCAGUACAGAGACACAUCCGACUCUGACUCUAGAGGCCUGAACGAUCCGCAGAGUCUGUUUGGGAAGAGUUUGGACAGUCCAGCGGCUGCAGAUGCGGAUGAGUCAGACAGCCAGUCAGUGGACUCCAGUCUUUCCAGACAAGGAAGCAGCACAGCCAAGAUAGACACUGUCUGCCAGAUCUGUGAGGUUUAUGGAGAGGGUCUGGUGUCGUGUGAAGGAGACUGCUGUCGGCUGUUCCAUCUGGAGUGCCUGGGUCUCGCCUCCGUACCUGAGGGCAAGUUUACCUGUCUGGAAUGUAGAAACGGCUCUCACUUGUGUUUCAGCUGUAAGGCAGGGGGAGGGGAGGUGUUGCGCUGCUCAGUGGUUGGCUGUGGGAGGUAUUACCAUGACGACUGCGUGCGUAAACUCCCUGGCACUGUGGGGAGUGGUACGGGCGGGGGGUUCCGCUGCCCCCAGCAUACCUGCGCCACCUGCUGUCUGGAGAGAGACCUGCACCAAGCCACCCAAGGGCGUAUGAUGCGUUGUCUGCGCUGCCCUGUUGCGUACCAUACAGGGGACAGCUGCGUGGCAGCGGGUAGCAUGGUCCUCACCCACCACAUCAUGAUCUGCAGCAGCCAUGGCAUUGCCAAGAGGAAUGGCCUCCUCUCCUCACCCGUCAAUGUGAACUGGUGUUUCCUCUGUGCCCGAGGACUGUUAGUGCAGGACCUUACUGACACCAUAUUAAGUUCAUAUGCCUAUAAGUCCCACUACCUUCUGACUGAGUCAAAUCGUGCUGAGUUGAAAUUACCUAUGAUUCCCUCUUCUUCGUCAGCUACCAAAAAGAAUAUUGGGAAAGGAGAGAAGCUGCUGUGCUGUGCGUUUUGCCCGGCGUCCUUCCACCCAGAGUGUUUGGAGAUGGCGAUGCCAGAGGGGGCGUGGUCCUGCAGGGAGUGCAGAUCAGGAAGGAAACCCCACUACAAACAGAUCGUCUGGGUCAAACUGGGAAACUACCGGUGGUGGCCAGCGGAGAUCUGUAACCCUCGCCUGGUGCCCCCCAACAUCCAGACACUCCGCCACGACAUCGGCGCCUUCCCAGUCUUCUUCUUUGGUUCCCAUGACUACUACUGGAUCAACCAGGGCCGUGUGUUUCCCUACGUGGAGAACGACAAGACCCCUGUCACGGGCCAAAUCAACAUCAACAAGACGUUCAAGAAAGCUCUGGAGGAGGCUGCUCGUAGGUUCCAGGAGCUCAAGGCACAGAGGGAGAGCAGGGAGGCCCUAGAGCAGGAACGCAACUCACGCAAACCACCGCCUUACAAGUUCAUCAAGUCCAACAAGCCGGUGGGGAAGGUGCAGGUGCACAUAGCCGACCUGUCUGAAAUCCCACGAUGCAACUGUAAGCCCACGGACGAACACCCCUGCAGCCUGGACUCCCAGUGUCUCAACCGCAUGCUGCAGUACGAGUGUCACCCACAGGUGUGUCCGACAGGUGAUAGCUGUGAGAACCAAUGCUUCUCUAAACGUCUGUACUCCGAGACAGAGGUCAUCAAAACAGAGGGUUGUGGCUGGGGCCUCAAGACCAACCAGGCCCUCAGGAAGGGAGAUUUUGUGACAGAGUACGUGGGAGAGGUGAUAGAUUCAGAAGAGUGCCAGCAGCGAAUCAAACACGCUCAUGAGAACCGUGUGACUGACUUUUACAUGCUCACCCUCACCAAGGACCGGGUGAUAGACGCGGGGCCCAAAGGGAACUCCUCUCGCUUCAUUAACCACAGUUGCAGCCCCAACUGUGAGACGCAGAAAUGGACCGUCAACGGAGAUGUACGGAUAGGGCUCUUCACCUUGUGUGACAUAGAGGCUGGCACUGAGUUGACGUUUAACUAUAACCUGGACUUGGUGGGGAAUAGAAGGUCGUCGUGUCACUGUGGAGCUGAGAACUGCUCUGGCUUCCUAGGGGUGCGGCCUACGAGUGCAGUGGUGAUGGAGAAGGAGGAGAAGGCGAGGAACGCUAAGCUGAAGCCCAAGAAGCGUAAGCUGCGACCGGAAGGGAGACGCACACAUGAGUACUUCUGUUUCUGCUGCGGAGAGGGAGGGGAGCUGGUCAUAUGUGACAAGAAGGACUGUCCUAAAGCUUAUCACCUGCUGUGUCUCAACCUCACCAAACCCCCAUAUGGUCGUUGGGAGUGCCCAUGGCAUGAUUGCAGUGUGUGUGGUGUCCCAGCCUCAUCCCUCUGUGACUUCUGCCCUCGCUCCUUCUGCCGGCAACAUGAGGGGGGAGUUCUCACCCCCUCUACCCUGGAGGGUCGCCCCUGCUGCUCCAAUCACAACCCCCUCAGCCCCCUGGGCUCCAUUGCCAACCUCCCACAUACUCACACACACCACCCUGGUACGGUCAGUAUCAAAGAAGAGCCAGAGGACCCCGAGGAGGAGCCCAGCCAGCAGGACCGAGAGUAAAGCUGUCUCAAAUCACACCCUUUUCCCUAAAAUAGUGCACUAGAAAUGGAGCACUAUGCCUAUGGGAAAUAGGGUGUGAUUAGAGAUGUGCCAUAAAGUGAAAGAGACCAGAACUGCAGCCAACAGUUACACCUGAUAUUCCCAUGGGCUGGACAGAAUGACUGACAGACCGAAGGACUGACAGGCGCAGACUUGGUGUGAGUAGUCAGUGGUUCUAUGUCAGAGAGCGGAGCAGAGUUCCUCUAUCUAAGGAUAUUGGGAGUGGAGGAGAGGGCAAGGGGAGAUGGAGAGGUGUGUGCCGCACAUCACCCCAAAUAAUCAGUGUUUGUUUCACCACUUCAGUGUGAUUCUGUAAUUUCUACAAGUAUGGAUUCUCAGUGUUAUGUCAUUGGUUACCGGCACUUUGAAGAACUCCGUGAGGGGGAUGGAGAGGGGGUUUAAACCUUUUUCCAACAUGCUGCUUUUCUCUUUGUUUACUUCCUGUGUACUGGGGUUGCAAGUGGCCCAUUGCCAGGGGCUGCUUCACAUUCCCAGAAGGCUUUGCUGUGUGUUGGUAAGCCAGCAGAGUCAGGCCCAACACUCCUACCACCCUCAUCACUCCAGACAUGAUCCAUCGAUCCCUAUCUGGCUCUCCUUUCACAACGAGAAGAAAAUAGAUUUGUGCAAUUUUCAGGAUCACACUAUAUUCCGACAUUCCUUAUACCUGUUUUUGAUACACUUGUGAAUAUAUAUAUAGUACCAGUCAAAGUUUGGAAACACCUAUUCAUCUAGUAAGUAAUAAAGUUGAAACAUAUCAAAAUAUAUUUUAUAUUUUAUUCUUCAAAGUAGCCACCCUUUGCCUUGAUGACAACUUUGCACACUCUUGGCAUUCUCUCAACCAGCUUCAUGAGGAAUGCUUUUCCAACAGUCUUGAAGUAGUUCCCACAUAUGCUGAGCACUUGUUGGCUGCUUUUCUUUCACUAUGAGGCCCAACUAACCCGAAACCAUCUCAAUUGGGUUGAGGUUGGGUGAUUGUGGAGGCCAGGUCAUCUGAUGCAGCACUCCACCACUCUCCUUAUUACACAGCCUGGAGAUGUGUUGGGUGAUUGUCCUGUUGAAAAACAAAUAGUCCCAAUAAGCGCAAACCAGAUGGGAUUGCGUAUAUCGCUGCAGAAGCACCAUCACACCACCUCCUCCAUGCUUCACGGUGGUAACCACACAUGCGGUGAUAAUCCGUCCACCUACUCUGCGUCUCACGAAGACACACCGGUUGGAACCAAAAAUCUCAAAUUUGGACCCAUUAGACCAAAGGACAGAAUUCCACCGGUCUAAUGUCCAUUGGUCAUGUUUCUUGGCCCAAGCAAACUUCUUCUUCUUAUUGAUGUCCUUUAGUAGUGAUUUCUUUGCAGCAAUUUUACCAUGAAUUCUUGAUUCACACAGUCUUCUCUGAACAGUUGAUGUUGAGAUGUGCCUGUUACUUGAACUCUGUGAAGCAUUUAUUUGGGCUGCAAUCUCUGAGGCUGGUAACUCUGGGUCUUCCUUUCCUGUGGCGGUCCUCAUGAGAGCCAGUUUCAUCGCUUGAGAGUUUUUGCGACUGCACUUGAAGAAACGUUCAAAGUUUGUCUUACAUUUUCCGUUUUGACUGACCUUCAUGUCUUAAAGUAAUGAUGGACUGUCGUUUCUCUUUGCUUAUUUGAGUUGUUCUUGACAUAAUAUGGACUUGGUCUUUCACGAGAUGGGCUAUCUUCUGUAUACUACCUCGACCUUGUCACAACACAGCUGAUUGUCUCAAACACAUUAAGAAGGGAAAAAUCCCACAAAUUAACUUUUAACUAGGCAUACCUGUUCAUUGAAAUGCAUUCCAGGUGACUGCCUCAUGAAGCUGGUUGAGAGAAUGCAAAGGAUGUGCAAAGCUGUCAUCGAGGCAAAGGGUGGCUACUUUGUUGAAUCUUAAAUAUAAAAUAUAUUUUGAUUUGUUUAACACUUUUUUGGAUACUACAUGAAUCCAUAUGUGUUGUUCGUUUGAUGUCUUCACUAUUAUUCUACAAUGUAGAAAAUAGUACAAAUAAAGAAAAAACAUUGUUUGAGUAGGUGUGUCGAAACCUUUGACUGGUACUGGUGCCUUCAGAAAGUAUUCACACCCCUUGAAUUAUUCCACAUUUUGUUGUUACUGCCUGAAUUCAACAUUGAUUUUUUUUUCUCAACUUACACACAAUAAUCCAUAAUGACAAAGGGUAAACAUGUUUUAGAAAUUUCUGCACCUUGAUUGUAAAUGAAAUUAACGUAAUUAUUCACACCCCUGAGUCAAUACAUGUUAGAAUCACCUUUGGCUGCGAUUACAGCUGUGAGUCUUUCUGUGUAAGUCUCUGAGAGCUUUGCACACCUAGAUUGUUCAGUUUUUUCCCCAUUUAUUAUUUUCAGAAUUCUUCAAGCUCUGUCAUAUUUGGUAGAUCAUUGCUAAGCAACCAUUUUCAUGUCUUCAAUAGAUUUUCAAGCAGAUUUUAAGUAAAAACUGUGACUCGGCCACUCAGGAACAUUCACUGUCUUGGUUAGGAACUGCAGUGUAGAUUUGGCCUUGUUUUUUAAGUUAUUGUCCUGCUCAAAGGUGAAUUAAUCUCCCAGUGUCUGGUGGAAAGCAGACUGAACCAGUUUUACUCUGGGAUUGUGCCUGUGCUUACCUCCAUUCCGAUAAUUUUUUAUUCUGAAAAACUCACCUGACCUUAAUGAUGACAAGCAUACCCAUUACAUGAUACAGCCACCACUAUGCUUGAAAAUAUUGAGUAGUACUCCGUAAUGUGUUGUGUUGGAUUUGCCCCAAACACAACUUUUUAUUCAGGACAAAAAUAUAUAUUGAUUUUCCACAAUUUUUGUAGUUUUACUUUAGUGCCUUAUUGUAAACAUGAUUUUUAUUCUGUACAGGCUUACUUCUUUUCACUCUGUCAAUUAUGUUAGUAUUGUGGAGUAACUACAAUGUUGUUGAUCCAUCCUCAGUUCUCUCCUAUUACAGCCAUUUAACUCUGUAACUGUUUUAAAGUCAUCCCAGAGCGGUCCGGACGCCUGUAUCUUUGUAGUGACUGGGUGUAUUGAUACAUCAUCCAAAGAGUAGUUAAUAACUUCACCAUGCUCAAAUGUUUACUUACCCAUCUACCAAUAGGUGCCCCUCUUUGAGAGGCAUUGGAAAACCGCCCUGGUCUUUGUGGUUGAAUCUGUGUUUGAAAUUCACAGCUCGACUGUUGGACCUUACAGCUUAUGUGUGGGUUACAGAGAUGAGGUUAACACUAUUAUUGCACACAGAGUGAGUCCAUGCAACUUAUCGUGACUUGUUAAGCAAAUGUUUACUCCUUAACUUAUCUAGGCUUGCCAUAAGAAAGGUUUUGAAUACUUAUUGACUCAUGGCAUUUCAGCUUUUCAUUUGAAUUAAUUAGUAAAAUGUUUGAAAACAUGAUUCCACUUUGACAUUAUGUGGUAUUGUGUGGAGGCCAGUGACAAAAAAAUCUAAAUUUUAUCCAUUUCAAAUUCAGGAUGUAACAUAACAAAAUGUGGAAAAAGUCAACGGGUGUGAAUACUUUCUGAAGGCAGUUUGUGUGUGUGUGUAUAUAUAUAUGUAUAUAUAUAUAUAUUUGAUUUUUUAUUGUAUAUAUAUUAUAUAUAAUAUAUAUGCUGAACAAAAAUAUGAACGCAACAGUUUCAAAGAUUUUUCUAAGUUACAGUUCAUAUAAGGAAUACAUUCAUUAGGCCCUAAUCCAUGGAUUUCACUGGGAAUACAGAUAUGCAUCUGUUGUUCAAUAGAUACCUUUAAAAAAUUAAGAUCGGGGCGUGGAUCAGAAAACCAGUCAGUAUCUGGUGUGACCUCAUUUGCCUCAUGCAACGCGGCAUCUUCUUCGCAUAGUUGAUCAGGUUGUUGAUUGGCUGUGCUAAGUUGCUGGAUAUUGCCGGAACUGGAACAUGCUGUCGUACACGUCGAUCCAGAGCCUCCCAAACAUGCUCAAUGGGUGACAUGUCUGAUGCGUAUGCAGACCAUUGAAGAACUGGGACAUUUUCAGCUUCCAGAAAUUGUGUACAGAUUCUUGUGACAUGAGGCCAUGCAUUAUCGUGCUGAAACAUGAGGUGAUGACAGCGGAUGAAUGACACGCCAAUGGGCCUCCAGGAUUUUGGCACCGUAUCUCUGUGCAUUCACAUUGCUAUUGAUUUAAAAUGCAAUUGUGUUUGUUGUCCUUAGUUUAUGCCUGCUCAUACCAUAACCCCACCGCCACCAUAGGGCGCUCUGUUCACAACGUUGACAUCAGCAAACCACUCUCCCACACCACGCUGUCUGCCAUCUGCCUGGUAUAGGUGAUACCGGGAUUCAUCCGUUUCGAGCACACUUCUCCAGCGUGCCAGUGGCCAUCGAAUGUGAGCAUUUGCCCACUGAAGUCGGUUACGACACCAAACUGCAGUCACGUCAAGACCCUGGUGAGGAUGACAAGCAUGCAGAUGAGCCCCCUUGAGACGGUUUUUGACAGUUUGUGCAGAAAUGUUUUGGUUGUGCAAACCCAGUUUCACCAGCUGUCCGGGUGGCUGGUCCAAGAUUAAUCCGCAGGUGAAGAAGCCAGAUGUGGAGGUCCUGGGCUGGCGUGGUUACACAUGGUUUGUGGUUAUGAGGCCGGUGGGACGUACUGCCAAAUUCUCCAAAACGAAGUUGGAGCUGGCUUAUGGUAGAGGAACAUUAAAUUAUCUGGCAACAGCUUUGUUGGACAUUUCUGCAGUCAGCAUGCCGAUUGCACGCUCCCUCAACUUGAGACAUCUGUGGCAUUGUUGUGACAACUGCACAUUUUCGUGGCCUUUUAUUGUCCCCAGCACAAGGUUUACCUGUGUAAUGAUCAUGCUGUUUAAUCAGCUUCUUGAUAUGCCACCCCUGUCAUGUGGAUGGAUUAUCUUGGCAAAGAUUACAUUUGUAUUUUUGUUCAGUGUGUGUAUGUAAUAAAUAUAUAUGUAUAUAUAUAUACACACACACACACACACACACACAUUCACUAAAUGGUCAGUUUUUUAGGUACACCAGCCCAUUCACAAAAGUGGUUCACUCCUACAGAUAGUGAGUCACAUAACCAUGGUUUUCUAUAUAAAGCAGGAAGACAGGCAUUGAGACAUUCAGUUACUGUUUGAUUAAAUGUUAAAUGAGAAAAACGAGUGACCUAAGUGACUUUGAGUGUGGUAUGAUUGUCGGUACCAGGCAAGCCCGGUGCUAGUAUCUCAGUAACGGCCGGCCUGGGCUUUUCACGCAUGAGUGUCUAGGGUUUACCGAGAAUGGUCCGACAAACAAAAAGCAUCCAGUCAGCGGUAGUUCUCCGGACGAUAAAACAGCUCGUAGAUGAGAAGUCGCAGGAGAAUGGCAAGAAUCGUGCAAGCUAACAGGGGGGCCUCAAACAGGGAAAGAAUGCAGUACAACAGUGGUGUGCAGAACGGCAUCUCGGAACACACAAGUCGUUAAUCCGGGUGGGCUAUUGUAGCAGACGACCACACUGGGUUCCACUCCUAUCAACUCAAAACAAGAAUAAGUGGCUCCAGUGGCCACGCAAUCAACAACACUGGACAAUUUGAGGAGUGGAAAAAGAUUGCCUGGUCCGAAGUGUCCCGGUUACUGUUGCAUCAUGCUGAGUCAAGAUUUUGCAUAAGCAGCAUGAGUCCAUGGCUCCAUCCAGCCUGGUGUCAACGGUACAGGCUGGCGGUGUAAUGGUGUGGGGAAUGUUUUCCUGGAACAUGUUAGGUCCUUUGAUACCAAUUGAGCAACGUUUCCAUGCCUCAAAGAAUUCAGGCUGUUCUGGAGGCAAAGGGGGUCCGAUACGCUAGAUGGGUGUACCUAAUAAACUGGGGGUCCGAUACGCUAGAUGGGUGUACCUAAUAAAUUGGCCACUGUGUGUGUGUGUGUGUGUGUGUAUACAUACUCAGUGGCCAGUUUAUAUAUAUUUGUUCAUGUUUACAAACAGAUUAUCUCACUUCAUCUCGGUGAAUGGUGUAUUGUUUGGUUAGGUGUUUAGAAUUGCACAGAUCUCCUUGUGAACAUAGUCCUUCUAAUAAGGUGAAUUAUAAGGGCAUAUAGUGUAAUGUAUGACAUCAAUCAUUACAUUUAAGUUCCAUUUGUCAGUUCCCCAGUCUCGCUCUCCAUUGUGGACAUAAUUGGUUCAUAUUGUAAACCACAAGUGUUUAAGAGGAGGAGAGGGGAGGCAUUCUCACUCUUCUAUGACUGUCCCCCUUCACUGUCUAUGGAAACAGACAGGAAUGCAUUUUUGGAGAGGAAGUUACAUUUCAUUCAAAUUGAGAGGUUGAGCAGCAUACUUUCUGGUGAUUAUAUCCUCCUAGGAUUUAGUGUUACACUUCAUUAGAUUAGUGAAGUGUUAUAUUAUAACAAAUAUGGUCAAAGUCUGUUUGUACAUGGUAAUGCAGCCAGCCUUGAGGGACUAAUUUCCCACAUACUGACCUGAGAGAGAGGUGGCUGUUCAUUGGCUCUGUGUGCAGUAAUUUAAGUGAUGCUGUGUGUACUGUACACGCAAAUGUUAUGUUUUAAAUUGUUCUGCUAAACCUUUUUAAAGCACUUUCACAGUUUAUUGCUACAUACUUUUGGUAGGUCAUAACAUACAUGUAUGUAAUACAUGACAUUGUACAUGCUUGAAAUGGAUACCUCUUUUCUGUAGUAAUGUAGGAAUUUUCAACUGUUUUGUAACUUCUGGUAUAGGUCCAACGACAUGAUCCAAAUAUCUUUGGGUCUGAAAACGUUCUCUCACACAAGUUACUCACGAUCACAUUUUCUGUUUGUUUUUUAUCAUAGUAGAACGACUAACGCCCUCAUCUUAAUUCAAGGUAUUUAGUACAUUCUGUAUUUUGACCUGGUGGGUAUUUAUUUUCAACUUUUUGUAUGUCUGUGUACAUCUCCACAAAUUGGUUUUGUAUCAACAUUAGGUUGUAGAGUACUUCGGUAUCAGAUAAGUAAAGAAAAUGUACAGUGUUUUUAAUCUCGUCCUCCUAUGACAGAUUUUUGAAAUUAUACUACACCCUUUAUACUAGUUGAUUGAUGUAUCAAAAACACCUAUUGGAAAACCGCACCCACCCAAAGUAUUAAGUAACAAGACUAUAAAACAAUAGGGAGCUUUAAAAUGGAUGAUUCUGUAUGUAGUUGUCGUUUACGUUUCAUAUAUUUUCUAUUAGUGUAAUGGUACCGCUGUUUCAUAACAGCUGCUCCUCAUAGGCCAAGCUCUCUGUAUUGUGACUCACUGUACUCCUGUUAACGCAGUUGAAAGCAAUUGAACAUUGUGAUGUGAAGUAAACGAGCACUUAAUUCAGCCUAAACUCACAUGAUCAUGUUGAACCUAGAACAGUAGUCUGCUACUCUUGUCUGAGCCCGUGCUUUCUCUUCUCUGGAACAUUACCCGUUUAUGUAUCCAUGCCUUUUAAAAACCAUAGCUCACAGAAAAAUACACGUUUGUCAAAUGUUUCCAUAGCUCUUGUCGUCUUGUGUCAAACUGUGUCCACGUUCAUGUCUCAACGAAAUAGAAUUAGAUUGUGCCAAUGUCUUACAUUCAUUUGGAAUUGAAGCCUGUUGAUUUCUCCUAAUGCAUAUAGCAGGGUAAACACAAUUGAAUGGAAUAUAGACUCGGUUGCUCUCAAACCUGCCAAAUGAUAGUAUUUUCUUUCGAUAGGUGUUAGAUUUAGAUCAUUUCAGUACUAGGCUGUGGUCCACACAGCACACGAUCAGAUAGGUGCAUCAAGGCACUGUCAUAUUUUUAACAACCUUUUAAAACUUGAAUUAUAUUUUGUUCUUUCAUUUCAUUAUUUUUGUAUUGUUUGGUACUACAGAUCAAUAUGUUCACAAACAUGAGUAUUUUAUUGAUAACUGAUUUGACAUGGUAGAUAUCUAUGAUGGAUAUUAGGCCUAUUCAUGCUGAGCCACAUCUCAGGUCAUCUGGCUGUCUUGUCAUGGUUUGUAACGAGUACCUAGUUUUUAAGCCUUCUCUAACCUUCAAUUAGUGACCAUUGUAAACUGGACCAUUGUAUGCUUACCCCAACACAAAAGCAAUUUGUGCAGAACUAUAUCAUUUUCACCCAAGACUGGAUGCACCCCUUCCAUUCUGAAAGGAAGGCAAAUCAGAAUCUGUUUUUCCAGUUGGGGACAUAUUUUGUAUCCGUUUGUAAUGCUCAUUUGUUGUUCUGUUAAAAAACAAAAACACGUGGAUUCUCUUAGGUCAUUGUAUUCUGAUUUGAUCCUCUAUUGGUAUUGCACAAAGAUUAUCCAGGCCAACCCAUUAGCCUUCUUUUUUUUGCACCUGUUUUGAAACUUACUCACUUUAUGCUAGUUGGACUUGAACACAACAUUCAGCCUGUACAAUGACCAUAUAGUUGUCAUUCUGUUUGCCACAGACAUUAUAGAUUUUAACCAUGUUUUUAAAUGAUCCUCGCUGAAGAGGAUGUCAAACAGUAGGGUUACAAAGACUGAGUUAUCAAAGUAUUUUCUUCCAACACAGACUUUGGAAGGGGCCCUUUCUGAAUCAUAUGUUUCUGUUCCACACCUUCGUUAUUUUUUAUUUUGUGCAAUACUAUUUGUUAAAUCUGUCAUUACAGGUGAUUGACAUGCUCUCCCAGACAUUAGGAAAAAGUGUUUUCAGAGCAACUAAUUUCUCCAGUCAUAUAGUGAAACUGCUUUGGGGAUUACGCCGGGGUCGUAUCUAUCAAUGUUGCUUCAAUUAAAAAGUGGAUGAACACAGAGUUACCAUAUUGUUUUACUGUUCAGCAGUCAUUAUUGCAUAAUGUUAAGACUUGUACAUAAAUUGCAUUGAACUUGCAUAGGAUAAUGUUACUGUGGCGUGCUAUUGCCUGUAAAAUUCUGCUUCUAAAUGUGUGUGUGACUGUGAGGAUGCCGCUCUUUUGUACAUGACUGUCUUUUUAUUUUUUUCAUUCUAAAGGAGGUUGAGUUGGAGCUGAGGAGUUCAGACAUGCCUGAAGUUUGACUUAAAUAAAGCUGUACUGUGUCUCA